Molecule: messenger RNA, 1161 nt
Organism: Monomorium pharaonis (pharaoh ant)
Lineage: Eukaryota; Metazoa; Arthropoda; Insecta; Hymenoptera; Formicidae
Product: MKI67 FHA domain-interacting nucleolar phosphoprotein
Exons: 4
Coding region: 208-936 (242 amino acids)
Biological process (GO): maturation of LSU-rRNA from tricistronic rRNA transcript (SSU-rRNA, 5.8S rRNA, LSU-rRNA)
Cellular component (GO): nucleolus
Molecular function (GO): RNA binding
Source: RefSeq, a predicted model, not a curated record
AGGCUGUUAGGUUGGUAACUGCUUUUAGAUUUCUCUCUGCCUGUAACCUAACCUAACCUAUAACCAAUAAGUUAAAGUAAGACAAGUAUAUUUUUUCUCAUUCUAACUUAUUGCACCAGUGCAGUAAUUCAGCUAAAAAGAACAGACAUUACUUUACGUAGUUGCACGUGGAAGUGUAUCGUAUUAGUUUGUUUGUUUGAAAGAAACAUGAAAACGAGGAAAGAAGACGCAAUGACUAAGGAAUCGGUUUUAAGAAAAGUUGUCAAGAGCAAACAGAGAAUAUCCAAAUCAAAACCAAGCGUUAGUCUCGAGAAAGCCGUAAAAGAUGCCAAAGAAAUGUUCAAGAAAAAGAGAGCAGAAGCUAAAGCAGCCAAGAAUAAGGAGGCAAAAUUAACAAAACGAAAGACGAGGUUUGCAAAACCUAACCAAUUCAAGGAACGGAAAUUGAGAGACAGAGGAAUAGUUUAUGUAGGGCAUAUACCUCAUGGUUUUUAUGAGGAGCAAAUGAAAGACUAUUUCAAACAGUUUGGGCAUGUAAUACGAGUACGAGUAGCAAGAUCAAAACGAACGGGCAAAAGUUGCGGUUACGGCUAUGUUGAAUUUCUUCAUUCACAAGUCGCUAAAAUUGCAGCAGACACUAUGAACAAUUAUCUCAUGUGUGGUCGUUUAUUAAAAGCUACAUACAUUCCACCAGAGAAGCAGCAUUCUGGAUUCUUCUCAGGUAAAGAUUGGUCAGAAGAUGAGUAUCCUAGACUUAAAAACAGAAAAAAGACAACACAAAAUAGAAACUCUACUCAGAGUGCUGAAGAUUAUGAGAAAUUCGUUAAAAGAUCGCUCGAUAAACUUUCUACAUUAGAAAAAAAAUUACAAGACAAGGGAAUUAGCAUGAAAUUUCAACCAGUUGAUGUACCACAAACAUUAAAAGCUGCAACUUAAUUUUACUAUAAUCUAAAGUACUUUAUAAUUGAUUAUUUGUAUUAAAUAAACAAUAGGAAUUUAUGUGAUAUGAGAUUUUACAAUAUCUGUAACAUCGUUAUAAUAACGUUAUAAUAAUAUUGUGUGAAGUUUCUGUGAAUUAUCUAUAUCUAUAUAAAUUAUGUACAAUUAAAUCUGAAUCUACUGAUUAACACUUUCAAGAAAUAUAUGUCACGAUGCAACAGU